ACGAAAUUGAUACAGAGACGCGAAAAUAACAGUGUGAUAACCCAUUACCACUGUAAUGAACAUCGUUUGGAGCUUGAAACGAGCUUGGAACUCUGGGCUGCGCUCGUAAAAUGUGACCGUAUAAUUAACGCGUAUUAUAUUUUGGAUGAGGUUAUGUAAGGUCGAGCUCCGCCGAUGAUGUAAAGUAGUGCUGAUAAAUACGCUGAUUUUUCACAUCUAAGUGAAAUUUUAGUUCGGCUCUUAUCAUUCGGUAUACUCCAGUAAUUGACGUUAACGAGUUAUGAAUCUUUGCAAAGCAAUGCGCCCUAGUGCUUAUAGGUUUUAAAUAAAUCCAUUCUCGUAUCCAUCACUUGCAACUUCACAUUAACUUAUUAAACACGUGAUCCAUAAAUUACCUACUUGCAAAAUAUGCUGAUAUCUAAUGAGUGCGAAUGCGAAUACGUGUUCACGGGGCUUUUUUUGGAAAGUCGCCCAGUGCCUCGUGGGGGCAUGUUGACCACGCAACACACAUACACCUACAGUGUGCCUUAUCUUAUCCGUGGGAUAUUGAAUUAUUACUGAACACGGAUAAGUACUCGGUUUUAUAACUGAAAACGCCGGCAAAAAGACACGCCGAAGACCGGGCCAACUUUGUCGCAGUGUAUAGCAGUACACAAGUCCAUCGGUUGUCGUCGAAAAUGCUUCUGCUGCUGCUGACAAGUAUCGUUCAGAGGAUCAACGAGCGCUGGUUCAACGUGCAAAAGCGAACGAGCGAGGGCAUCCAGUCUGCCAAAGAUGCUGUCUUCCGCGGUGGCCUCGUUCUCGUCACCGGAGUCGUCAUCAUCUGGCUCUCGAUAUUCCUCUACACCGCUUUUUAUUACGCCUACAUGCCCAGCAUGACCUACAUCAGGCCGGUCAAUCUUCAAUUCAAGUCGUGCGACAAAGACAAAGGUGUCUGCAGCUUUCCCUCGGCCUACGUGCAACUGACCAAGAAGCAGCAGUUGCUGAUGGUCGGGCAGCCUUACAAAGUCCAUUUGCAACUGGAAAUGCCUGAGUCACCGGCUAACAGAGAGCUUGGCAUGUUCAUGGUCUGUGCUCAGCUACGCAGUCGCGAUGGUGUGCUGGUUGAACACGCUUGCAGAUCUGCCAUGCUGCACUAUCGCAGUGCUCUGCUGCAUACCUUGACCACUCUGACGUUUUCACCUAUGAUGAUAUUUGGUACUUUUGAGGAGAAACAAAGUGUCAAUCUUGAACUCUUUGGAAACUUUGAGGAAGAUCAGAGUCAUCCAGUUACAAUAAUCUAUGUGGAAAUUCAGUCAAGACACAUUGAAUUUUAUUCAGCCACAAUUAUUAUAAAUGCUCAUUUGUUUGGCCUACGUUACUUGAUGUUUCACUGGCCUAUUCUGUCAGCAUUGGUUGGCAUUGGUACAAACUUGUUUUUCAUAGUGUUCAUGUUUAUCCUAUCCUAUCUACACUUUUCUUCAGAGGAUGAAAAUACAGAUGAAAGUUUUAAUUAUGAAAAAGGUGCAACGGAAGAUGAUGAGGAUGAUGAAGAUCAAGAAGAAAAAGAAAAAGAUUUAAGGACCAACGGUGGUGACAUUUGUACAGAUACUUCGUCCAUGGAAUAUACAUCAAUGUUGGAAAACAUUCCAGAAACAUUGAAUGAGAGCGAGCCAACCUCUUCUUCUAGUCCAGUUUUGAGUAAAUCCAGUUAUAUCGAGGAUAUUUCUUCUCUACUGGAAGACUCGACUAUAAAGGAACUUUUCGAAUGACAAUAUUACUUUUUUAAUGCAUUCAGUUAUGCAUAAUGCGAAAAGAUGCCAAAUAUGUACAUAGGAACUGAACGAGUACAAUGUUUUUCUAUCCAUUUUUUACAUUCGUAACAUUCAUUGACCAUUGUGGGCCACUAGAAGUAACAAUUUAUGUGAUAUCUAUUUUUUCAUGUAUA
Copidosoma floridanum is the source of this 1927-nucleotide messenger RNA. It is a transcript of the gene Seipin, whose product is annotated as lipid droplet biogenesis associated protein seipin. Gene Ontology annotation, cellular component: endoplasmic reticulum membrane. The record is from RefSeq and is a predicted model, not a curated record. Lineage: Eukaryota; Metazoa; Arthropoda; Insecta; Hymenoptera; Encyrtidae. Gene Ontology annotation, biological process: lipid droplet organization; lipid storage.